AUGGUCCAGUGGCUCGCCGACCCCGCGACGCACGCUCAGCGCAGCGCGCACUCUCCUCGCGAUGCCCUCCCGCCCAAGCGUCCCGCCCGCCGCGGCUACUCCGUCACCGACUUCCAGGGCGAUAUUGCCGUCCCCGACGUCAUCGCCGCUCUUCAAGCCGCCUCCCUGACGGCCUCACCCUCCUCCCCAUCCACUACGCAGCAUAUACCUACCGAGGCUACGAUCCCCGAAAACGCCGUCCUGCGUACUACGCCCACCAUACAGCAAGCCCUCGCUUUCUCGUCGUCGCUGCUGCGGCCGCCGCCUCCAAAGACGAAGCAGCCUCCGCGACGCUCCUACUCGGCGACCGACAAGGAACCCGAGGACGCCGUGCUUGCGCCCAACCAGCCCCGACCCGGGCCGUCCUCGUGGUACGGCAACGGCGCCGGCGGGCUGCUCGGCCUCCCGCCUGAGCUGCACUACACGCUCUUCGACUUCCUCGACCCCAUCGACGCCGUGUGCUUCGGCCUCGCCCACCCUACGCUCUACGCGAUCCAUCGCCGCAAGAACGGCCGCGUGCCCCUGGGCAGUCGCUACAACGGGCCCAACGACCUGGAGUGGGUAUGGCGCGACGUCCGCCACAUCCAGAUGCGCAGAGGCGGCACCGGUAGCAGCAGUAGCAGCAGUGCAAAUAGCGGUAGCACCUCGCCGUCGUCGUCACCGCCCGAGACGCAACCGCAGCAGCAACGCCACGACGCGCUCGACAAGCUUCGCGUCAAGGGCCAGGUCUACUGCCGCAAGUGCGGCAUCGCCAGGUGCGAGCUGCACCGCCACAUCCGCCGCUGGAUGGGCGACGACUACGAGUAUUGCGAGGUCAAGGAGCGCUUCGCCCAGCCGGCGCCCGCGGGCGCCCGCGCGUAUUGCUUCAUGAGCUCCCCCAAGGACCGCCGCCGUUGCGGCCGCCACGGCCCGUCCAAGGCCCCCAGCUCGGCGAGCACGCCGGUCGCGACCACGCCCCCGGCGACGGCGGACCUGGCGACCUCGCCGUGGGUGUAG
Cordyceps fumosorosea ARSEF 2679 is the source of this 1035-nucleotide messenger RNA. RefSeq lists its product as hypothetical. The transcript has a single exon. The record is from RefSeq and is a predicted model, not a curated record. The coding region runs from base 1 to 1035 and encodes 344 amino acids. Lineage: Eukaryota; Fungi; Ascomycota; Sordariomycetes; Hypocreales; Cordycipitaceae.